ACGCAAAUGAAGAAGAAAAAUACGUAGAAGGAGAAGAAGAACGAGGAGGACCAUCCUACGUUUACGCCCCCCUCCGUGAACAGCAGAGGAUCCAUUUUGUUUGAUUAUUUUUGCGGGUCACUCUCUACAUCCUGCAAGGAAAACAUCACCACCAGCACCACCUCAAACGUAGCGCCGCCUCCUCCUCCUCCUCCUGCUCCUCCUCCUCCUCCUCCUGCUGCUGCUGCUGCUGCUGCUCCCCCAAGACGACAUCAACAAUGAGCGGAUGUCGUAUUUUCAUCGGCCGGCUGAGUCCCUCUGCCAGAGAGAAGGACGUGGAGAGAUUCUUCAAAGGAUACGGCCGCAUCCGAGACAUCGACCUCAAGAGAGGCUUCGGCUUUGUGGAGUUUGAGGACCCCAGAGACGCUGAAGAUGCUGUUUAUGAGCUCGAUGGCAAAGAGCUGUGCAGUGAAAGGGUCACUAUUGAGCACGCCCGCGUCCGUCUGCGCGGCGGCCGUGGCAGAGGCGCUGGAGUCGGGGGUGGAGGCGGAGGCGGAGGUGCAGGAGGACGUUUCCCUGAUCGCUUUGGCCGCGGCUCCCAGAACAGUCGGAGCCGAAAUCCUCCUCCGAUGCGCACUGAGAACCGCCUGAUCGUAGAGAAUUUGUCCUCUCGAGUCAGCUGGCAGGACCUGAAAGAUUUCAUGAGACAAGCUGGAGAGGUGACAUUUGCAGACGCACAUCGGCCCAAGCUCAACGAAGGGGUCGUUGAGUUUGCUUCUGGCAGCGAUCUGAAAAAUGCCAUGGACAAAUUGUCUGGAAAAGAAAUCAAUGGCAGGAAAAUCAAGCUCAUUGAGGCAACCAGGAAGAGGUCGAGAAGUCGUUCCCGUUCUGACAGCUCCUCUCGCUCCCGGUCCCGCUCUCGUGGUCGCUCGGCGUCUCGCUCCCCAAGGCGUUCCCGGAGCCCCCCCCACAAGCCCCACAACCGCUCCCAUUCUCGCUCCCACUCCCGUUCCCGGUCCCGCUCUCGCUCCCACUCCCGGUCCCGGUCCCACUCCCCCAGCAGGUCCCCGGUCGGCGGCUCGUUGUCUCCGGGCUCCAAGUCCAAGGAGGCCGCCAAACGGUUGUCCAAGACGAGCAAAUCCGCCACCCCGCCGUCCCCUCCGCCCGCCCAGAGAGCCUCCCGCUCCCGCUCCCGUUCUCGCUCCCCUUCUACCGACAGCCAGCGCUAAGCGCUGCGCUGCCGUUAAAUGGAAAUCAGCAGCAGAAUCAACUUGAUUUAAGCCGGAUCUGGAACUUCCGUGACCACGCAGACACAAGCUUUUUGUUUCUGUGUGGAUUCUCAUAAUGAUCCUGAAGCUUUUCACGUUUUAAAACACACACACAUUGUCAGACAGGAACUAUUAUAUUCAUUCAUAUAUUUGCUAUUAUAGGGCGUUAAAGUUAAAUACCAUGAACGGAAGAUAUUUGUUCCACGGUCAUUUGCCCUGUGUGUGUGUUUACUCCCAGUUCAUCCAUCGUCUCACAAAAGCUCAAGUGAACCAGCGCCAAGUUUCCCCGUUAUUGGCUCCGUAAAGAGGGAAUCUGUAUUUUUUUUUUGUUGGGCAGAACUACAAUGCUUUUGAUACGUUGUGUGACCACUUUCUUUUUAUCGCAAUCUGUUUUGUUUUUUGCUUUGUGCUUCGUUUGCGAUCUUUUUAUCAAUUUCCAAGUUUUGUCUUUUUUUUGUAGUCUCAACAGCGCGUGUGUGCGUGUGCGUGUGUGUGUGUGUGUGUGUGUGUGUACCUGAGGAUGCCUGCACGUGGUUUUCGUUUGAUCAAACUUUCGAGUUGUACUAUUGGCAGUAUCAAGAACACUGUACAGAUGUGCACAGACAGCACAGUUAAACAGCUGUACAGUAAAUCACUGUUAAUCUUAUUGAUUUGACAUUUUUUUGUCUUUGACUGUUUAACUUUUAUUUUGUUGUAAAAUCUUGAAUAUGAGGUCAACGCAUACAAAUUAUUUAAAAAAUGCAGUUUAUUCUAGCAUUGUAAUUACAAUUUGUAUUUUUUUUGUUUAGAUUUGUGUACAGCAUUGCUGACUUUUGUUUCUACAUAAGUGUAUAAUGUAAUUCCAAGAAUGCAUGUAGGUACCGUGUCUGUUACUGUGGUUUAAAUGAACAUGUAGACAAGAGGUAAGGAAAUAAAUGCAACCUUUUUGUA
This is a messenger RNA of Gasterosteus aculeatus aculeatus (three-spined stickleback), 2177 nucleotides long. It is a transcript of the gene srsf5b, whose product is annotated as serine and arginine rich splicing factor 5b. Lineage: Eukaryota; Metazoa; Chordata; Actinopteri; Perciformes; Gasterosteidae. The record is from RefSeq and is a predicted model, not a curated record. Gene Ontology annotation, cellular component: cytoplasm; nucleus. Gene Ontology annotation, molecular function: mRNA binding.